Trichogramma pretiosum is the source of this 612-nucleotide messenger RNA. Its product is annotated as caltractin. NCBI's taxonomy places the organism in Eukaryota, Metazoa, Arthropoda, Insecta, Hymenoptera, Trichogrammatidae. Gene Ontology annotation, biological process: mitotic cell cycle; centriole replication. Gene Ontology annotation, molecular function: calcium ion binding. Bases 1 to 546 code for a protein of 181 amino acids. Gene Ontology annotation, cellular component: centrosome; centriole. The transcript has 2 exons. The record is from RefSeq and is a predicted model, not a curated record.
AUGGGCAUACUUGACUCGAAAGCAGACAACCGAACAUUGGCAUCCAAAAAGACAACUAGUGCUGUAUUAUCCAGGAAGAAGCCUUUUGCUAAAUUUGAAUUGACAGAGGAGCAGAAAGCUGACAUCAAGGAGGCUUUCGAUCUCUUUGAUCCCGAUGGUACUGGUAAGAUAGCAACUAGAGAGCUAAAAGUUGCUAUUCGAGCUCUUGGAUUCGAGCCCACCAGAGAGGAGAUAAGGAAACUCAUUGCUCACACUGACCCCGAUGGUCUUGGAAAAUUGUCCUUUGAAGAAUUUUUAGAAAUAAUGGCUAGCAAGAUGUCAGAGAAAGACGCCAAAGAAGAGGUACUGAAAGCUUUUCAACUGUUCGACGAUGAUGGCACAGGUAAAAUAACAUUUAAAAAUUUAAAAAGAGUCGCUAAAGAAUUGGGAGAAAAUUUAACCGAUGAAGAACUGCAAGAAAUGAUCGAUGAAGCAGACAGAGAUGGGGAUGGAGAAAUAUCCCAAGAAGAAUUUCUCAAAAUUAUGAAAAAAACUUGUUUAUAUUAGAUUAUUUUAAGCUAUCUUUAGAAAAAUAUGUAACUUUUCUUUAUUUUUAUUGAACACAGAAUAUUU